Mizuhopecten yessoensis (Yesso scallop) is the source of this 1746-nucleotide messenger RNA. Its product is annotated as DNA-binding protein inhibitor ID-4-like. The transcript has 3 exons. Gene Ontology annotation, biological process: negative regulation of transcription by RNA polymerase II; cell differentiation; circadian regulation of gene expression. Bases 572 to 916 code for a protein of 114 amino acids. Gene Ontology annotation, cellular component: cytoplasm; nucleus. The record is from RefSeq and is a predicted model, not a curated record. Lineage: Eukaryota; Metazoa; Mollusca; Bivalvia; Pectinida; Pectinidae. Gene Ontology annotation, molecular function: transcription regulator activity; protein dimerization activity.
GGGUCCCGGCGUGUCAAUUUAUCACCUGUCAAAUAGCGUUACCUGUCAAGAAACUAACUGAACUUUUCUUAAAUCUUUAAAGUAACUUCUUGUUCAAACUAGUGUUUAUAUGGUAGUUUUUGGUACGUCUUAUCGUAAAAGGUUUCACUCCGAUAUUUUUAGAAGUGAUUACGAUUUUUCUGUAGUAAAAUGUUUUUACAACCCUCUUGUCUGUGUAAACACCCCUCAGUUGAGCAGUAAUCAUUAGAGCUGGUGGAUUAGUGCUAUCCAGCCCAGGGGCGUAGCCCGUCAUGCUAUUAUAACGUCAGAAACCCCGAUUGGCCUAGAUGUGCUUCUCACUUGUCACUCACAUUAUAACAACCACUCACGUGUCUGGGAAGUAAUCGAUCGGUGGGCGGGGCUUAACUCGCUACAAUUGUACACAUGAGCAUAACUAACCCCACACGGCUACGUUUAUAUAUCGAGUGGAGUUCCUCGUUUCACCAUUCUGCCUGUAACUCUCAAAGCACACGUACGUUAUAACAAGCCAAAGGAAUUCUCUCCUGUUUAUUGAUUUUGUCGUGGAUACAUUAUGAAGGCCGUUACACAAGCUUGCAUGAGACCAGCGGUUGAGCUUGGAAUCCGUCAGGACUCCAGAAUCUUCAAACCGAAGAUGGACGAAACAUCAGCUGAGAUGACAGAGUGUUUCACCAAACUGAAGGACUUGGUGCCGUCGCUACCCCAGAACAAGAAAGUGUCAAAAACACAGCUUCUUCAGCACGUGAUUGAUUACAUUUUGGACUUAGAACUUGCUCUGGAAGUGCCGACUGUACUGGGGAGCCUGACACCCACGAGCUGCCGUUCACCUCUUAGUGAGAAGGCACAACCCAACACAGUUCUAAACGAGAUUUGUCCGAUGAGCGAUGUGUCGAAAUAGACGAUCCUUCCACAGACCAGUCCACAUGUGGAAAUUCUCGACAGGCUGUGACGUAGAAAUCGGAUACCAAUUAUCCAGGGGAUGCUGUCCAUCCGAUGUGACGUCACACACGGGAUGAACCCCAAAGGGCGACAGUAACGCCGUCAACUGCCGAAGCAUCCGUUACUAGGCAACGGCGAAAGCGCGUGCAAUGGCGAUCGGACUGUAGCAGACUACACAAGGACUACAGACGCCCUGGUUCAUCAGACAGUUAUGAUUUGGAUGUUCAGUUUCAAUGGACAUCCAUCAUGAUUUUAAUUUGGUGUAAUUUUUGAGUUGGAACAUUGUGUUGUAUUUUUUUACACGGAAUUUCAUGAAGUUGGAAUACUAUGGAGCCGGAAUAACGUGGUUCUAUCUUGCACAGAGUAAACAGAACUGUAUUCUAAUUACCAAUCUCUUGAAUAUACAUCAGAACUAUGGAAGUGUUGUACACAUGGAAAAGGAGAACUUUUGCCGAUGUUUUCAUUAAAUAUGGAAGAAAAAGAGGAAGUUUUAGCGGAGACAAUCGUGAAUGGACACUCGUUGUCCUGUGACUUUGUCCAGACACUAGGAUCACUGUACUUUUGUACAGGGUGUAUAUAGAUCUAUGUACAUGUGAUGUAUGUAAACUUUGCGAACGUAACCCACCGAUUAGUAGUUACAAAAGCACAAACUUUACCACCGAACAAAUACAAGGAUGCAUACCAGUGGAUAUUUUUUUCUUCAGUUAUGUUUUGUUUUAUAAUUUGUUGUUGUCGAGUUCAAAUUUUAAAAAGAAAAUUCAUAUUAAAUUGUUUAUACGUUUCUAUAUA